Messenger RNA from Corylus avellana, 477 nucleotides. Lineage: Eukaryota; Viridiplantae; Streptophyta; Magnoliopsida; Fagales; Betulaceae. The record is from RefSeq and is a predicted model, not a curated record.
UUCUCCAAUGGGAAAAUGAGGCUCGGAGUUUUGCUAGGCCUACUUGUUGAAUUGAUAUUCACCGGCGUUCUCACAACUUUGGUUUUAACCCUAACCCAUUCGCAUAAGGAGCGGUCUUUGAUUGUAGGCAUCAUAUGCAUUUUGUUCAACGUCAUGAUGUAUGCUUCCCCAUUGGUUGUAAUGAAAUUGGUGCUUACCACAAGAAGUGUGGAGUAUAUGCCUUUUUCCCUCUCCUUCAUUUCCUUUGUCAAUGGUCUUAUCUGGAGUACUUAUGGUCUUAUUCAAUUUGACCCCUUCGUCCUUGCACCCAAUGUGGUGGGAACAAUGUUUGGGCUGGCCCAAUUGAUUCUCUAUGCCACUUUCUACACAUCAACAAAGCGACAGAUUGCAGAAAGGAAGGACAAAGCUGGCCAGGUGGAUCUGUUAGAGCUGGUUGUGGAUGGAGAAGACACUAAGAAGGUUGGCAGUGCAUCUUAG